Molecule: messenger RNA, 852 nt
Organism: Gordionus sp. m RMFG-2023
Lineage: Eukaryota; Metazoa; Nematomorpha; Gordioida; Chordodea; Parachordodidae
Exons: 6
Coding region: 1-852 (283 amino acids)
Source: RefSeq, a predicted model, not a curated record
AUGGAGACAGGCUGUAGAUACCCUACUUUGGCCUAUUCUUUCAAAAUAGGCAUAUCUACAGUCCAGAAAAUAAUUAGCACAACCUGCCAAGCUAUAUGGCAAACUUUGGUAGGUAAACAUAUGCCACCACCUACUCUCACUGACUUUGAGAGGAUAGCAAAGGAGUUUGAGGUGAAUUGGAAUUUACCGAAUUGUGUGGGAUGUAUUGAUGGAAAAAACUGCAGAAUUAGAAAGCCACCUCAUUCUGGCAGUGGGUUCUACAAUUAUAAACACUUUUUCUCUGUGGUUUUACAAGGAAUUGUGGAUGCCAAAGGCAAAUUUAUAACAGUCGAUGUAGGAAGUUUUGGCAGUGAAUCUGAUGGAGGUGUUUUUGCUAACUCCAAAAUAUACAAAAUGAUAGAAAAUGGAGAGAUACAAUUACCUCCUUCUAAAAGAUUGCCGAAUUCCAGCCUCCUUUUCCCACAUUUCUUUGCUGAUGAUGCCUAUCCUUUGAAGUCCUAUAUUUUAAAGCCUUAUAAAGGUAUCCUUACCCCUCAACAAGAGGCCUUUAAUUAUCGGAUAUCUCGUGCUAGGAUACAAGUCGAAUGUGCAUUUGGCAUCUUGAGAGCUAAAUGGAUGAUUUUUGAUCGUCCUAUGGAUACAAAACUAUCAAUUACUGAAUAUAUAAUAAAAACAUGCACAUUAUUGCAUAAUAUUAUUAUUGAUAAGGAAAGAUUUAUGUCUUUUAAUCCUAAAAUAAAAUCACCCCCUGAAAAUUUAUUUAAACCACAAUCAAUUAAAUCAGCAACAAAUAUUGCAAAAUUUAAUAGAAAUUUAUUAUGCUUAUAUUUAUAUAAAAAUCCCAUAUUAUAG